AAACCCUAGCUCGCUGGUUAUUAGGGUUUUAAGAGCCAGGGCUAUGCUCUUCGUCUAGGGUUUUAGGAAAGCUUCGCGUUCAUUCGACUGUCCGAACCGGUUUUACCCGAAAAAAAAAUGGGUUUUUGGGGAAUUGAAGUCAAACGGGGCAAACCACACCCUUAUAACUCGGACAAUGUGCAAGGAAAGCUUCACAUUACUCAGGCAACAUUAGGCCUCGGCUCGUCAACAGAGAGGUGCAUACUUCAGUGUUUUGUAGGACACAAGAAUCCAAUUUUUUUGUGUUCUUUGUUACCGGAUAAGAAUGAGUGCUGCCCCUUAAAUCUUGAAUUUGAGAAUGAUGAUUUAUUAGCCUUCUCGGUGAUUGGCCCCCGAAGCAUCCAUGUCUCGGGUUAUUUUGUGGCUGAUGAUGGAGGUCUCAUUCAAGAUGACUAUGAAUUAGAUACUUCUGGGGAGGAUAUUGCUGAGACUGAGACGGAGGACUCAUCUGAGUUUGAUUCUGAAGGUGACUAUGAUGAAGACUUCAUUGAUGACAGUGAUAUUGAAGUUUACCCGCCUUCACCUAUUCCAAACAGUGGAGUUGUAAUAGAGGAAAUUGUGGAUGAUGAUAAGCCUACAAAUGGUAAUGGCCAGCUACAUCGAAAAAAGAAGAAUAAAUCAAGUGACUCCAAGGAUCAUAGAGAAUCCCAACAACUUGUAGCCAAGAAUCGUGGAGUCCCAGUUUUGGAAAGUGAAGAUGAAGAUGGUUUUCCUGUUUCUACCACAGAUAAAAGCAACUCAAACAUUCAGGAGCCCGAGGGAGAAGCUGAACAGACAGAAGACAAAACAAAUGAGAAAGCCAAGAAGAAGAAAAAGAAGAAAGCAAAAGAUGAUGAUGAUGCUACUGGCUUAAAAAGAAAGGUUGAAAGCGUUGACCAGGAUGAUCACCAAGAAAGGCAAAAGAGGAAAAACAAGAAACAAAAAGAGCAGGUUAAAGGGGCAGAAGCUCUUGAAUCUGGUAAUGACACUGAGAUCAAUGUGCCUAUUGAGCAUGAGAAGCGGCCUGAGGAGUCGAAGAGGAGCCCCAACUUGAACCGGGUUUCGCCUGUUGAGAAUGACGGUGAUCAGAAGCUAUCUAACAAGAAGGACCUUGAUGUUGAUAUGGACCUUGUUCCUGGCAAAAAUUCCUCGGAGGAGAAAAAGAAGAAGAAAAAGAAGAAGAAGAAGACAACACCACAGGAGAGUGAAGGGGGAACUAAUACAAAUCAAACUGCUUCUGCUAUGAGAAAUCAGGAGAUAGAAGAAAAAGAAAGUGAAGCCAAGUCAUCUCAAGUGAGAACCUUUCCAAAUGGGUUGGUUAUUGAGGAGCUAGCAAUGGGCAAACCAGAUGGCAAAAGAGCUUCUCCUGGAAAGCAGGUCAGCGUCCAUUACAUUGGCAAGCUGAAAGAUAAUGGCAAAAUUUUUGACUCGAAUGUGGGAAGGGCACCCUUUAAAUUCCGCCUAGGUAUAGGACAAGUUAUAAAGGGUUGGGAUGUUGGAGUUAAUGGCAUGCGUGUUGGGGACAAAAGAAGACUCACAAUUCCGCCACCAAUGGGAUAUGGUGCUCAACGGGCUGGGAAGAUACCACCAAAUUCAUGGCUCAUGUUUGAUGUGGAGUUGGUUGAUGUUCGUUGAUCACAGUGCUUUCAUAUUUUUCCUUUCAGUUUUUUUGAGGUUAUUUCAAAGUUGUUUGUUAGUGUAAAGAUGGGUCUUGAGAAAAAGGAAAAAUGUGUCCAAGAUGAUAAAAAUCUGGAUACCAUCGUGUCUCAAUCUGGGAACUUGUUAGACUAUUGGUUGAGCAAAAAUUUUGUGAAAUUUCAGGAUUUUGAUCA
Molecule: messenger RNA, 1850 nt
Organism: Corylus avellana
Lineage: Eukaryota; Viridiplantae; Streptophyta; Magnoliopsida; Fagales; Betulaceae
Gene: FKBP53
Product: FK506 BINDING PROTEIN 53
Molecular function (GO): peptidyl-prolyl cis-trans isomerase activity
Source: RefSeq, a predicted model, not a curated record